Molecule: messenger RNA, 1941 nt
Organism: Sitophilus oryzae (rice weevil)
Lineage: Eukaryota; Metazoa; Arthropoda; Insecta; Coleoptera; Curculionidae
Product: gastrula zinc finger protein XlCGF57.1-like
Exons: 11
Coding region: 73-1878 (601 amino acids)
Biological process (GO): regulation of transcription by RNA polymerase II
Cellular component (GO): nucleus
Molecular function (GO): RNA polymerase II transcription regulatory region sequence-specific DNA binding; DNA-binding transcription factor activity, RNA polymerase II-specific
Source: RefSeq, a predicted model, not a curated record
CUUUAGAACUUUAAAGUUGUCAAAAGCUGUCAAAAGAUUUGUUUUUGUUUAGGAAAUUUAAAUAUUUAAAAAAUGGAUUUGGAUAUAAGAUUGGAAGGAAACAUAGAAGAUUAUUGUUUUGCUUGUUUAAAAAUACAACAACCUGUAGAAGAUAUAUCAAAUAAUGAGCUUGUUUUGGAUAAUUUUAAAAGAGUGUUUAAUAUUGAGGUAGAAUUAAUAUCAGGAUCUAAAAAGAACCUCUGUAAUAUCUGUUUAAAUAAAUUGAACGAUGCUUCAGAAUUCCACACUCAACUUAGUUACUCUAUUCUCUAUCUGGAUGAAUACAUAAAAUCACAAAAAACUUUAAUUGAGGUAAAGCAUGAAGAUGAAAAGAGUCAGCUUGAAGUUGAUGAUUAUGAUAAUGAUGAGAGAUCAAAUGAUAAUGAAGAAGUCAAAAACGAAGAUUCUGAUUCAGAGUCUGAUAAUGAACCUCUAAGUCGAUUAAUAGAGAAAAAUGUACCAUUUAAUGCAAAAUUGAAGAAAGUACCCACUAAAAUUAUUAUAGAAGCUAUAGAGGAAUACCAAAACAAAUGCAGAGAAAAUUCAAAUUGUAUUGCAUGUGAUUUUAAAGGAGUUAGCAUACGAAAUUUGUCUUGUCACAUGAUACAUAAACAUAAAGAAAUGAAAGCAGAUUGGUGUUCCAGGUGUAAUAAGCUAGUUGAAGAUGUUGAAACACAUAGAAAAACCCACAGUAAUAAAACUUACUGUAAAUUCUGCAGAAAGAAUGUUACUAGAUGUCAUUAUAUGGAGCAUUUAAAAAACCAUGCUGGUUUGCGUUAUUCUUGCAAAAAAUGCCAAAAGAAAUUUAUCACACAGAAAGCCCUUAAUGAACACAGUGCGCAGCAUAUUAAAGAGAAACCAUUCCAAUGUCCAAAUUGUCCCAAAUCCUUCAAAUUAUUAAAAAGUCUGGAAGACCAUAUAUCUUUACAUGGCCGCUAUACUUGUGAUAUGUGUAACAAACAUUUCGAAAUUUCCGAGAUGUUGGCUUCACACCUGUGCAAUGGAAUCUCUAUAAAAAAGUGUGAUAUAGAUGCUUUAGAUGAUAAGACAAAUAGCAAUGAUUUAAACAAGAAUAGAUGUUGUGUUGAGUUAAACGAAGAUGUUCAAGAAGACAUUAAAAAUAAUAUAAAUAUAAAAAUUGAAGCCAAGAAGGUGGAGGAUUUAACGUGUCAUUUCUGCCAGAAAAUUUACAAAACCGCUUACAAACUUCAAAAGCACAUCGAGGGACACAUGGGACUCUACACCGCCACCUGUCGGUAUUGCGGUAAAGGGUUUACUUGUAAUUCAGAUCUGGCCAAUCACGAACGGGUUCAUACAAAAGAAAAGCCUUUUAUCUGCAACGUUUGUGGAAAAGGGUUUGUUAGUGGGGCUACUUUAAGGAUUCAUUUGAAACAACAUACGGGUAAACCUGAGGAAUGCGAUUUAUGCCACAAAAGAUUUUGUAGAAAGUCGGAAUUGAGACUGCACCAACAGAAACACAGAGGGGAACGACCGUUUUUGUGUACGGAAUGUGGCAAAUCUUUCGCGCAAAAAAGCCACCUGACCUGCCAUCUGACAAUGCACAGCGACGAUCGACCAUAUUCUUGUACGAUUUGCGAGAAGAGUUUCAAAAAGAAAGAACUACUCAAGCACCACACCAAAUUACAUGGAGAGAAAAAAUUUAAAUGCACAGUGUGCUAUUACGAAUGCCACAAAAGUUAUAGGUUACAGCAGCACAUGAAAAUGCACGAUGGAAAAGUUGACCUGAAAAAAAAUAUUUGUCAAUUGUGUAGUAAAGGGUUCAGUACUGUUUCAUUACUGAACAACCACAUGACAAAUGUACAUAAUGUUAUUGUGUAGAUAUUAUUUUAAAUUAUUUUUUAUUUAUACACAUUUAUUUUUACAAAUAUAUUUUUACAAUAA